This is a messenger RNA of Microthlaspi erraticum, 636 nucleotides long. NCBI's taxonomy places the organism in Eukaryota, Viridiplantae, Streptophyta, Magnoliopsida, Brassicales, Brassicaceae. The record is from the annotation of a GenBank genome assembly.
AUGAUCACUAGAUCUCGACGGAGCAACCGCAACGAAGAGCUUUUGAUCCUGUCCAACGCAGAACUUGCAAGAGCAGAACGAGCAAACAGACAACGAAGGCCGAAUCCAGCCGACAUGGGCGAUAACGGCAACCCGAACAUGGCUGCUCAGUUGCAGCAGCUUCAGCAGCAGAUCGAGCAGAUGCGGAAGGCUCAACAAGAUCGAGAACCGCAACCUCGUCCUGCUAUUGGAGACAAGGACAAUCCGCACACCUUUAUCAAAACCGGUCUGCGAUUGUCCCUCCAAACCACGACUGGUUCGAAUGGAGUACCGGCUGACUUUCUGAAGUGCAAGCUAUUCCCGUUCUCACUUGCCAACAAAGCAUCUCGCUGGCUGAAGUCAUUACCACCUGGUUCUUUGACUUCAUGGGACCAAGUUAGAGCAGCUUUCCUGGACCACUUCUACACGAAGUCCAAGAAUGCAGCUCUAAGGACGAAGAUCGCAUCUUUCCAGCAGUAUGAUGGAGAAGCUUUCUGCGAAGCAUGGGAGAGAUACAAGGAGUGCCGAAGAGAGUGCCCUCAUCACGGAUACUCUGACGAGCAGAUCCUGAGCAUCUUCUAUACGAUGGAGUCAACUGGGACUACAGGAACGCUUUGA